Molecule: messenger RNA, 8703 nt
Organism: Monodelphis domestica (gray short-tailed opossum)
Lineage: Eukaryota; Metazoa; Chordata; Mammalia; Didelphimorphia; Didelphidae
Source: RefSeq, a predicted model, not a curated record
UCUGCCGCAGUCGAACUUGCUAAAAAUGUCCAGCUCGGACUGUCUUCCUGACUACCCGCUCAACUCCGGUCUGGUGAGGAGAUUAAAGUCCUCCCUGGAAGCCGGGGAUGAGAAGGCAGUGCUGGAUUUGAUCUGUACUGAAGUGAAGCAUGUGAAUGCUAUUAUUGAACUAGCCAAUGAUGACUGGAUGAAAGAGCCCGAUGCGCCUCUGCACCCCUUGGUUCUAGUAGGUCUCUGGUCCCUGGAGUACAAGAGAGAGCUCACCAACCCUCUGUGCAUCACCGCCAGCCAUGGUCACACCGACUGUGUUCGCCACCUGCUACGGCGCCAUGCCGACGUUAACGCAGCUCCAGGCGGGAAGAGUGCCCUGCACGAGGCCUGCCGAGGGGGUCACACAGACUGCGCAGAGUUGCUCCUGGAACACCAAGCCAACCCCAACCUGCUGAGUGAGGAGGGCCUGGCCCCCCUCCACCUGUGCACCUCCCAGAGCACUCUCGGGUGCGCCCAGCUGCUGCUAAAGCACGGUGCCCGGGUAAACCAAGUCAGCAGUGAGAGCCUGGAGAGCCCCCUUCAUGUUGCAGCAAAGCACGGCCUCGUGGAGCACACACGCCUUUACUUAGGACACGGGGCCAUUGUGGACGCCAGGAACAGCCACCAAGAGACGCCCCUCAUUGUGGCUUGUGACCAAGCCCGGGAGCCCUGCCUGGAGGUGUGCCGCCUGCUGCUACGCCACGGUGCCGACGCCAACGCCAGCGACGAGGAAGAGAAAAGCCCCCUCCACAAAGCCUGCAAGAAUGCCAGCCACUGCCUGGUCCAGCUGCUGCUGCGGAACGGAGCCAGGGUGAAUGGUUUCGACUACAAUGGCGCCUCCCCCAUGGCCUGUGUCCUGCAGACGGCCUCCUUCAAGAGGGAGUGCAGACCCCAUCGGACCGUGCAAACGCUCCUCAACCACGGCUCCCAGAGGAUCUGGCCAGGAGCUUUUGAGAAGGUACUGAAGUCUUGUGCAUACCCGGAAGUCAUUGGGAUCCUUUUCAACUCCUACUCAAAGCUCCGGGUCUCAGAAAAAUGGAGAGAAGUUAUUCCUGAGGAAGUGUCUGAGGUGCAUCAGCCUUUUUACCAGUCUCUCUUCAUGCUCUCUCACACCCCAAGGUGUCUGCAACACCUGUGCCGCUGUGUCAUCCGGAAGCACCUUGGCAGCAAGUGCUGGUCCCAUGUCCCCCAGCUGCCCGUGCCCGAAUCUCUACAGCACUAUCUCCUCCUGGAGCCAGAGGGCUUGUUGUUCUGAUUGGUCGGAGGGAUCUGGGGCCACUGAGGCUGAGGGCUCUAGUGUUAAAUCCCCUUUGUUUAUCCAGGGUCAAUAGCCCAUGAAGGACCACAGCCCCAGAGUGGUCAGGAGCCUCGCUAAGGGCUGACAGCCCAGAAUGCAUCACUCCAAUUUAUUAAGACUAAAAGCAGCCUAGCGUGGCUAGGAAUGAGCAUUUCCUGAGGAAGGGAAAGAUCUUGACCAACCAACAACCAUUAUUCUCUACUGGGCCCGCUGCUAAGAUCUGAGGGCGCGAAGCAAACAGCCCCUGCCCUCCUGGAGCUUCUGUUCUGAUGAGGGCAGGCAGUGUGCAUGUAGAGAAGACUCCUGCAAUCAGCUGGGGUAGGGAGGGUUCACACUGAAGAAGAGGGGCUCCAGGGUGCCUGGAACUUGUCAAGGCUGCCUUCCUCAGGUUCUGAAUGGGACUUUGAGGCUGAAGUGCCCCACCAAACCCUAGCCUUUGCCUUAACGAGUCCAGACAGUAAUCAUCUGUGUCUUUCAAUGGCCCAAGGACACUGGCAGUGUGGGGGACUUAGACUAUUCACUAUUGUGUCUCAUUCUCACAACAACCCUCCGAGGUUAAUAUUAUUCUUUUGGCCAUUUUACAAAAGAAGAAACUGAGGCCCAAUUCAGUGUUGGAGCCAGGCAUCCCGAGGUCCUGUCCAGCCCUUUGCCCAUCCCACCAAGUGCCCAGGUCUCUAGAAGCCUUUCAGCACUGGUUUCAUCCCUUUUGCCCCCCUUUCAAAAGCAAUAUCCUCAUGAUUCCCCCAGGCCUGUCCUUAUUGUUCAUCUAAGAUCCAGAGCACAGGCAAGGGGAGAUCAGCGGCCCCAGAAUAGAAGAGACCAGCCGAUGCUGGCCGCUGGCAGACCUAAUGCUUAGCCAGAAAUGGAGGGAGGAGGACCUGAAUCCACUUCAGUUCAACAAAGGAUUCACCACUUCAACAGUAUUUGAAUUGAGUUAAGUGUGGACUAUGUCAGAGCCCUGAGAGGCAGGGGGCCUCCAACCAGACUGGCCGUGGAGCCAUGGGCAGCUUACUUAGUGUCUCAGUGCUCUGGACGCUGUAAAAUAAUCCGUGAUGAGAAGGAAAUAGGCGUCAACCCACACCAGUAGAGGGAGUGAGCUCCCCGUGCCAAAGAAAACCCAAGCCCAGUCUUGAUUCCCUACUAUGUGAUAGGAUCAAUCUUGGAAGAGCCUUAGAAUUCAUGGAGUUCAGUCCUGUUUUGAAAUGAGGUUGAAUGACUUGGCCAGAGUCACAAAGCUAGUAAGCAUGAGAGGCAGAAUUCAAGCUAAGGUCUUUGUGACUUCAAGCCUAGAGCAGCUGGAUCAGGCAAUCUGCUAGGUGUUGGGGAGUCAAAGGCAAAAAUGCCCCCCUAAGUUCUUGCCCUAAUAGAAUAGCCAUAGGUUGCUAGAGGGCAGCAUCUCUAACUUUUUGUAUAUACAAGCCUGGAGCCGUGGCCAGUGCCUGGCACCUAGAAGAGACUUAGUAAAUGCUUGUUGAUGGAUUAAAAGAAGUUAGCAGGUUCAAGAGGCUGGAAGGGGACAUUCCAGGCAUGGGGAAGACAUGUCAGGGCUGGAAGUUGAAUGCUGGGCUCAGGAAAGAAUAAGCAGCCAUUUUGGCAGGAAUGUAGUAUCUGGUCAAAGCAAAUUUGGUUUGGGAUUCAUUAAAUGUAAAAUAUGGGCAGGUAGGUGGUGCAGUGGAUAGUACUGAGGCUGGCCUCGGGAAGACUCAUCUAGCCUCAGACACUCACUAGUUGUGUGACCCUAGGCAAGUCACUUAGCCCUGUUUGCCUCAGUUUCCUUAAAUAUCCAAUGAACUAGAAAAGGAAAUGGCAAACCACGCCAGCAUCCUUGCCAAGAACACCCUAAAUGUGGUCCCAAAGAGUCAGGCCUGAAAAUGAUGGAACAACAAAAUGGUUGGCAUAUCGCAGUAUCUGUGGGAUCUUCCAGUCCUUUUGCAGUGAACCCAAUAGUGAGAAGAAUGUAGAAAUGUCUUUAAAGGGAAAUGGCAGCCAGUGUAGAAAGUUGUAAAAACCAGAAUAAAGUUUGUCUUCAAUCCCAGAGGCAAUGGGGGGCCGAGGGAGUUUUUUGAGCAGGAAAGAGGGGGAACAGGCAUUCCUAGUCUCCUCUACAUGUCAGUCUAGGUGUUAGGGCACCUAGCUCAGCUUCCUCCAAAGCUAAGACACUAAAGGACACAGAGGCAAAGGAAGCCCCUACCCUCAAGGGGUUUACACUCUAAUGGGGGAGACACCGUACAAACAGAUGAAUAGUUAGGAGGAAGCUGUGGACCUCAGAGAGACCACUUGAGCAAAGAUUGAAAACUGGAGAUGGAAUGUUAGAAACAGGUAAUGACAGCUAAUCAGUAUAACUCAGCUCAACUCUAGUCCACAUUUAUUAUGCCCCCUCUAUGUGCCAGGUACCAUUUUCUUUUCUUUAAUCCUUAUUUUCUAUCCUAGGAACAACUCUAAAACCGAAGGCCAAGGGUUAGGCAAGCAGCAUUAUGUGACUUGCUCAGGGUCACAUAGUUUAGAAGUAUCUGAGAUGAGACUUGAACCCAGGUUCCCCUGGCUCUCUAUCCACUUAUCUUCCCCUGCCAAGUACUAUUCUAAGCCCAGGAGAUAGAAAGCCAAAAAUGGAAUGUCCUCGAGGAACCAAGAUUCUCUUGGGAGGAGAGAGCAGAGAAAAGAGAAGAAGUUGGUUGGAGGGUCUCUAGGAAGGGAUGGAGGUCUGUCAAACUGGGCAUGGGGAGGGAAUCAGAGGACUCACGUUCUAAUCCUGAAUUUGUUAUUCACUUGUAGUGUGGCCUUGGCCCUCCCUGGAGGUCUCCAUUUCUUCCUCCUAUAAAAUGAAGGACUUGCACCAGACAAGGUCCUCAUCUCACUAGCUUUAAAGCUAAACAUAGCACAAAGCACACUGAGGAGGGAGAGAGAACCAUGAAGGACUGCCCUGAGGAGGAGGGACCUCAGCAGAGCCUUGAAGGAAACUAAGCAUCCUGCUAGUUUAUAGUUCACAUUUAUAUAGUGGUGUAAAGUUCGUAAACCACUUUAUAAGUAUUAUUCCAUGUGAUCUUUAUAGCAAUCCUAGGAGGUGGGUGCUAUUAUGAUCCCAUUUUACAGAUAGGGAAGCUGAAGCAGAUAAAAGAUAAGAGAUUUGCUCAGGGUCAUACAGAGAGUAUCUGAGGCAGGAUUUGAACACAGGUCUUCCUGGCUCCAGGUCCAGUGUUUGACCAACUUCCCUGCCUAACAGAUGGAGUCUCCAAGUUCUUCCAAACUCAAAGUCAGGACUAGUGCAGGGGGUGACCUACAUCCCUGAAGUGCCUUUACCCCCAAAUAUCUACCAGCCAAUACCAUUGUUAGCUGUGCAUUCCUUGGCAUUCACUUCUCUGUAGGACUCAGUUUCUUCAUUUGUAAGAUGAAGGAGAUUGGAGUAGACAACCUCUGAGAUUCCUUCCUGCCUGGACUGGAUGAUCCAACCAUUUCCUAGAAGGUUUAAGGAUUAAAUACAGAAUGCUUUAGUAGUAGGUGGCUUUCCUUCCCCUCCAGUCGCAGAAGACACUAGAUUUAAUAAGAGAACAUCACAGUGGCCAGGAUGGGGAACAGCUUCACCUGGAGCUGACUCCGCAUGGUCCAAUGGUCAGUGACAACGAAUGCCAUCUCACACCGGACAGAGCAUUGGACUUGGGGUCAGGAAGACCUGAGUUAAAAUCUUGCCUUAGGCACAAGUCCUGGGCAAUUACUUAAUCUCUCUUCACCUCAGUUUCCUUAUCUGUGGAACAGAGAGAAUAUUAACCUCUACCUCCCAGGGUUGUUGUGAGGGUCAAGUGAGAUGGUAUACUUGGAAGGCCAUGCAAAUGUCAGAGCCUUGGAUCCUUGUUAGUCAUUCAUUAUUAUAUGACCUUAAAAAAGGAAAAUGAGGGGGCAGCUGGGGAGCUCAGUGGCUUGAGAGCCAGGUCUAGAGAUGGGAGGUCCUAGGUUCAAAUCUGGCCUCAAACACUUCCCAGCUGUGUGACCCUGGGUAAGUCACUUAACCCCCAUUGCCUAGCACUUACCAUUCUGCCUUGGAACCAAUACAUGGUAUUAAUUCCAAGACAGAAGGUAAGGGUUUAAAAAAAAAAGGAAAAUGACCAACUUGUUCUUGCUACUUGUGCCUCAGGUCCUGGGCAAUAGCAGGACUUACUGUUUGUUUGUUUUAACCCUUCUCACCAUCUUAGAAUCAACACUUGGUAUUGUGAGUGGUAAGGGCUAAGACAAUGGGGGUUAAAUAACUUGCCCAGGGUCACACAGCUAGGAAUUGUCUGAAGCCAAAUUUGAACCCAGGACCUUCCAUCUCUGAGUCUGGUUCUCAAUCCACUGAGCCACCCAGCUGCUCCUUAGUAGAAUUUAUUGAAAAGAAAAAAGUGUUCUCCCUAUCCAGCUAUCCUACCAUGGUUACAGGGCUCAUGAAACAUGGGGUGGGCUCUGCCAUGUUUGACCAAAUACCUGGAGACACCCCCCUCUCCCACCACUGCCCCUCACAGAUAUCUACAGAAGAGAAGGAGCACUAAACCGACAACAUUAAAGUCUGGACCUCUUUGUAUUGUAGAUUUAGCCCACUAAAAGAAAGCCAGUGAAAAAAUAAAAAUAAAAAAUAAAAGAAAGCCAGUGAAAGCAACCUUCUCCUCUUACAGACUGCAGAGAGGGGCAGGGAUCUGCCCCAAAUGGCGGAGUUUGGAUACUUUCUGCCUUCUUGACCAGAAGUGAUUUCUAUUGAUCCCAAAACAUAGGUUGGUCAUCUUCUACAUGUGAUCAGUGGCCUGCCCAACAGGGAAGAGGCAAAGUCCCUCCUGCCAUGUCUGGAGGAAGGUGACAUGGCCGCCCAUGAUGCUCAAACACAUUUGGACAGGGCCAGUGAAUGACAGAUGUGGAGACACUAAAAUAAGCUCCCUGAGGGCAAGGCCUGUUUCUUUGUCUUUAUAUCCCCAGGGACUGAUAUGUAAUAGGAACUGAAAGAGAAGGGGGUGGAAUUCAAUGGAAAGGAAGUAACUAAUGGUCCAAGGAGAUAAAGAAAGAGAUGGAUUGGGAGAGGAAUGAUAGCAAGGAAGCGGGGCUUUAUUCCUUUGUCCCCUUUUUAUUGAUGCAAAAUGGGAUGGGUUUCACUAAUUCAGAGAAAAAGGUAAAAGACAGAAGGGGAAAGUGAGGACUCAAGGAUCACUGAAUCCUCAAUAAAGAGAAGGAACUUUAGAGAUCUUCUGGUCUAACGUCCCAUUUGCCACCUCAGGCCAAAAGAGAAAUGACUGACCUGAAGCAGAGGGGCUUAGAGUCCUCACUCCCAGCUCUUGUCGAUGACCCAGGCUAUCCCCUAAGCUUCCCAUGAGUCGUAGAAAAGUAGCCACAUUCUGAGAAAGCUGAUAGUGCCCCCAUCUUAAAAAGAUAUGUCUUGGCUAAGAUUAUCUUACAUGCUGAGGAUGCUAAUGUGGAUGUUUUUGACUCGUUUGUACUUAAAAGGAUGACUUCAACAUUGCACCCAGAGUGGCAACAACACUAAAUCCUGGGAUUAGAAGAUCUGAGUUCAAGUUCUGCCUUGGGUACUUUCUACCUUUGUGAUGUUACCCAUGUCCCCUCCUUGCUCUGGGUCACUAUUUCCUCCUCUGUAAAAUGAAAAGGGGGAGGGGGGAAUAACAUGAGGAAAGGAAAAGGUUGGGCUCUGUAAUCUGUAGGUUCCAUUCUAGCAGCUCUAUUACCUCUAGCCUGACGUCACUUCCAUAUGUGGGAGGAGCCUCAGCUGUAUUUAUAGAGCAGAACAUUGAGUUGUGUUAAAAGUGUCAAACCUCCCGGAAUCCAGAGAUCUCACAAUGAUCUUCCAGGCCAUUUUAACAGUCCUUGAAACAAAACCUUUUUCUCCUGGAUGAAAGCAAUUGAGGGGCAGCAGGGAACCCUGGCAAAUGAGACAGUCCUUCUGACUUUGGAUGGCUGCCUCCACUGACCCUUGACCCCAUUCCCUUGCCUUCUUCUGGGCUGCUUCCCCCACCCCAGCCCCGUGAGGGUGGAGACUAAGAAAGAUGGAGGCAAGAGAACUGUGGACUCUGGCUUGCCAUGGCAAGGAAGCCCACCACCACCCGCCCUAAGAUGUCAGCAUCCAUAGAACACCCAAGGACCACUCCAGUGAGCAGAAAAUGGCAGAAAUCCUGGAAAGAAACCUUCUGUUGUUGCAUGGCUUGAAGGAAAAUUAGCGGUCCAGGAAGCAAGUUGUCCUGCAGGCACCAGCCGUUCACUGUGUGGGUGCUGAGAGGAGCCAAGAGAACAUCUCUAUAGCAUGCAUGGCAGCUAAAAGAGCAGCAGGAAGCCCGGAGCUCUCCGGGAACCAACUGUCUAAGGGAUAGAAGGCAGCAACUGGAUACACUGACUUUCAGUCUGUCAAGAGCCCCCAUUCCCUAGUCCCAGGAGAAGCCUGGCCAGGGCCCCUGGAGAGGGCUCUGCCCCACCCAGUCUGGACAGCUCUUCUUUCUUUCUCCAGGACACCUUGAGGUGUUAACCAAGCCUCGCACUGGUCUGGAAAAUGUGAAUUCUCUCUCUCUCUCUCUCUCUCUCUCUCUCUCUCUCUCUCUCUCUCUCUCUCUCUCUCUCUCUCUCUCUCUCUCUCUCUCUCUCUCUCUAGCGCUUGGGGAUUAGACUGCCGGAUUCUGUUGUGGUUGCUGCUGCUGGCUGGUUUUUGAAAGCAUCCCCGAGCAAAUCCAGUUCCGUAAGGGGUCUCUGGCCAAGGAAAGGAAUGGCUGCAAUAUUCGUCCUCAUCCCCCCAGUGUCCUCCAGGUGGCGCCAUGUGCCCAACAGUCUUCCCACAGUCUAGCAGGAACCCUGGUUUUACCCAGAAUCGGAGGGGAAGAAAGAUGGGGGGGCGGGCAGAGAGUGAGGCUGCUCUGAUUCUCACUGUUGGGGAAAGCGCCGAGAAGCCCCCGAACCACGCACGAGGAGCUUCGGGCUAAAGUAGACCCUGCUGCUGGGCCAUUGCCUCGGGGAGGAGAUGCAGCCCUCAGUGUUGCUGACGGGGUGGAUCCAUCCGCCCUGCCUUGGCUUCGUCAGGCCGGGUUCAGACUGUGUGUUUCCACGGGGAUGCAGUGUUCAAGCGGGCUCCGUGGAACAGGAUGCUGCAUUAGAAGUCCAAUUGGUCACCGCGCGUUCUCCCCGGUCCGCCGAGGGGAAGGUGGUGGCAGCCGGCGUCGGAGGCGGCCCAUCCCGCUGCGACUGCAGCCCCAAGUCUUCGCUUAAUCGCUCCAAUAAAAACGAGGAGAUUUCUUUGUAAUGUAAUUUGUAAGCAAUAAACAUGAUUGAGAAUGCGGUCUUUGGGCUUAAUGCGGGCCUUUAAUUCGGUGUGUGAUUACUCACUGGGCAGGCAGGCAGGCAGGCAGGCAGGCAGGCCGGGAGUGUCG